CUCAAGGGACCGACGACAAUCGCUGCGUCCGAAGGGCCGCAAUCUAAAAAGACCAAUCAAUCUCGAAAUCAGUCUUUGCGUCAAAUGGAGCGGGAGCUGGUUGACGAUCGAAUGCAUUUGUCCGAUUCGAACGACAGCGACGAAAUAGUUCCGAUAGUUUCGCGGACCGGUCGACAAACGGCCGGACCGAACACCUACCCGAACAAUAAAAUGUCCAACAUCUACUCUGACUCGGACAGCACCGAUAAGGAUAAGACUGAUAACACGGCAAGUGACUCGCAGCAGCAUCCGUUCCGUACCAAAGCUGCCAUGAAGGAAUUCAACUUGGCAGAAGCCGAUCGACUGAAGCAAAAGUCGCUCUCGCCGGCCAAGUCGUCGAAGGCAUCGACAGCGGUUGUUGCGCCUGUUGCCACAAUCACCCCAGCAGCUCCUCCAACAAAGGCAGAAACUAAAAAGCUAGCCUCAGAACCUGUUGUGGCGCCAGCAACAUGUGGAAGCAGUACCAGCAGUGGUUACGCUUCUUCGAAUAAGCUUGCUAAAGAACCAGCAGCGACGACAGGUAGUGGAAGGAGAAAGCAGGACAAGGACACCGCAACCAACAAACAGCAGAGCAAACGAGAAUUCAUGGCUGACUUUCUUGUGGUGCCUCAACGUGAGGCUGCCAAGAAGGCAUCUGAGAAUAUGAUGAAGACGAACCUAGUUCCACCAGUGCAAUCAACCUCGCAGGCGCAACCGGCCGCUAGUGGAAGUCAACCACCAGCAGCUACCACCGCAAUCAGUAAUAGGAAAGAUCUGAAGGAAAGUCGAGAGCCUGCCCCUAUUAUUAGCAGUAGCAGCAGUAGCAGUUCCAGCAGUAGUAGUAGCAGCAGCAGUGGAAGUACAAGUUCCGUUGGAAGCAAUAGCAGCAGCAGUAGUAGUAGCAGCAGUAGCAGCAGCAGUAGCAGCGGCAUAAGUACCGGAAGCGGGACGAAAGAUGCCGAAAAUAAGUCUUUCGCAAAAGCUGUCAAAGAAAGUACAUCGGAAGCACCCCAGAAAGCAACGGCUACUGCCAAACGCAGCAAUAGUAAGGCUGCAAAACAGAUCCAAUCCGCUGCAGCAGUGGAAACAACACCCAAAGUCGCUGCCGACAAGGAUCGACCUGUGGAAAAGGAUGGCAAACGAGAGAAAUUGCCUGCAAAAGAACGUGUGGUACAGAAAGAAAAAGAACCAGAGGAACCGGAAAAGGACAAAUCGGCCAUCGAAAAAGCACGAGAUCUCGCCAAGGAAGCGUCACUGUUGGAAACGUUGGCAUAUGUGCCGCAGAGGCAGGCAGCGAAAAAAGCCGCUGCACUGAUAUGCGACAAGAAGAAAACCGCCGAAGCGAACGCAGGCCAACCAACAGUUGCGCAACCCCCAACCACCCCAGAGGAACGCCCAAACAAAGCGGCGGCAAAAGCGCCAGUGUCGACUGCCGCCAGUCGGAAGGAAGAAAAGAAAGCUUCCACUCCUUCCAGCAGUUCCAGCUCGGAAACCAGUUCGUCGUCGUGCUCAAGUUCAAGCAGCUCGGAUUCGGAUAGCGACGAAGAGGAGGAAGAAUCAGUCAGCAAGAAGACACCGGCAGCUCCCUCAGUGCCCACGAAGGCCGCUGUCAAGGGUGCACCGGCGUCACUUGCAGGCAAAGCGACAGCCACGGCUGCCGCGAAGAAGACAGACCGCCAGAUGCCCUUUCUUGACAAGAGUAAAUCUUCCGAGUCUGGUUCCAGUUCUUCCUCGUCUGACAGUGAUUCCGACUCCAGCAGCAGUCAAAGUGAUGACUCGACGCGAUUACAAACAAAAGAAAAUCGAAGAAAAUCAGUAUCAACAAAGCGAGAAGCUAGUCCUAAGAAACAAGUCGGUCGAAAGGAAGCCGAGCCCGGAAAGAAAGGUGCAUCAUCCACUCCCGCCGUUCCCGCAGCAGCACCUGGAAGCAAAUCGACUACAGCCACACGUGCAACUGAUAAGGCUUCAGCAGCCGCUAAAAGAGAACAAUCACCACCAUCACUUCCGACCAAACCUUCAGCUGCUUCAACAGCAGCAAAGUCGCAGCCGAGCAAGACUUCACCCGUACCAGUCGAACCUCAGCCGCCAAAUAGCAGCAGCACUGAGGCCGCAAAGUCUACCCCACCCGCAAAGGAUAAAGUGUCUAACGAUCGCACCCGAGCUGCUGACCUGCUCAAAUCGGGAGAUCAUCCUAAGGGGGGUGCCGCUGGUGGCAAGAUGAUCCCCAACCGACGCAACUCUUGCCUCGUCACGCCAAACGAGAUCAAGCCUCCCCCGCCAGCAGUGGAAGCCCUCGCCACCAAACCAGCGUCCAUCCGGGGACGAAGAAAGUCCGUCUUCGUGGACUUUGAGUGGGAAAAGAAGGAGAAGGAACGUCUAGCAGCCGAGGCCGAAAAGACGAUAAAGGAGGCACAGCAAAAGAAGAAGGCUGCAGAAGAGAAGCGAAUAGCGGCGGAGAAAGCAGCAGAACAGAAACGAUUAGAAGAAGAGAAACGGUUGGCAGAAGAGAAACGACUGGCAGAAGAGAAGCGAUUGGCGGAAGAGAAACGAUUGGCUGAAGAGAAACGACUUGCAGAAGAGAAGCGAUUGGCGGAAGAGAGGCGACUUGCAGAAGAAAAGCGGUUGGCUGAAGAGAAGCGGAUAGCAGAAGAAAAACGAUUAGCUGAAGAGAAACGGCUGGCCGAAGAGAAGCGAUUGGCGGAAGAGAAACGGCUGGCAGAAGAGAAACGAUUGGCUGAAGAGAAGCGACUUGCAGAGGAAAGGCGACUUGCAGAAGAAAAGAGACUUGCGGAAGAAAAGCGACUGGCGGAAGAGUUGCGAUUAGCAGAAGAGAUGCGAGUAGCUGAGGAGAAGCGACUGGCUGAAGAGAAGCGCUUGGCAGCUGAGAAAGAGGCAGAAGAGAAGCGAUUAGCAGCAGAGAAGGCAGCGGAAGAGAAACGUUUGGCAGCAGAAAAACUUGCAGAAGAGAAAAGAUUGGCUGCCGAGAAAAAGGCGGAAGAAAAACGAUUGGCAGCCGAGAAAAAAGCAGAAGAAAAGCGAUUGGCUGCUGCUGCUAAGAAAGCUGCUGAAUUGCAAGAAGCUGAAGAAAGGCGUGUUGCAGCUGCUGCUGCAAAGGCUGCGCUCCUUGAGAAACUUAUGGCAGAGGAAGCUAUGGCGGCACAGCAGAAAUCUAGUCGGAAAGAAUCGGAAACAGGUGUGCUGGUAGAAACUGAUAGGCGGAAACGCGAUAGAAGUGGCAGCCGUGGUCGACCUGCUUCAAAUGCUCGCAGGGAGAAGGACGAUAUAAUACUCAUUGAUGAUUCUUCGUCACGCAGCAGUAGUGGCAAGAAAGAAGAGGAGGCAAUGUCACGGGAAAGGAUAAUGAAACACAUGGGCGAACUAUUUGAUGAGGCCAAACCCUCUGCUGUAACACUAGACGUUGCAACCGUUAAAGAUAACAAAAGCGAUCAAUACUCAAAGAGUCCUAUUAUUAGUGACGUAAUUAAAUUUAAUGCAAAUCUAAAUGAAUUGUCUAGUAAAAAGGAUAUUAUUGAACCAUUCGGAGAAACCAAAUUUGAAGAUAAAACGACAAAAACGAAAGAAGAGGUUCGAUCGGUUAGUCCAGCGAAGGACAAGUCUAAGGUUCGGCUGGCCGACAGUAAAAAAGACAUCGAGAUUAUUUCGCUGGUUGAUGAUUCACGGUCUAACGAUGGUCGUGAUGUAGUAAUCGUGGAAGAUGGUUCAAACGAUACAGCCGCCAAGAUCGAGAAGGUCGGCGAAAGCAUCAAAGUUCAAAAGGAUAAAAGUGCUUUGGCUGAUCAAUCGGUGAUGCCCGUGGACAUUCCUCCAGUCCCUAUCAACACGAUCGCAUCGUCCGUUGAGGAGAAGAAACAGUUUGAACUGGAGUCCUUGGCAAUGGCCGCUAUACCACAGGAGGCAACUGCUGUACCUGUUACGAGUGCAUCGUUCCAGCAGCCUUCCAGCAUGGAAAACAUUCCAACUACCGCCAACAGUAUGAGCAACGUUAUGAACAAUUUCGUUAGUAGUAGUAGUAAUAAUAACAAUAGCAAUAAUUCGGCUUCCAACAAGGAUGCUGGAUUAAACACAACCGGAGGAGGUUUGUGUCCGUCGAUAUUCGACUUGCUGUUGCCAACGGAAGGAGAAUCGGUAACAGAUGAUACGUUCGGUUUAAAUCCACCGUUGAACUUCCCCUUCAUGGAGGAUUGUAAGGAGGAUACUCAGCGUGAAACUUUGAAUCUGGUUGAGAAGUUAAGGCAGAAGUACAAGAAAGGAUCGAGCAGCGGUCAGGAAGGUAAGCAUGACGAUGCAAAAGAUCGAUCGGACAUUAUCUCUCUGGAUGAUGAUGCUAAACUGUUCGAUACUGGCAAUCAACAUGCCGGGCUCGAUUUCAACACAACCGGUAAAGACAUUCCUGCAAUUGCACAAGCGCUUGAGAAGAGCAAACCAUUAUCCAGCAACGACAUGGAGUACUUCAACAAGUUCAACACUAGCGAAGAUGUGGAGAAUUCGCUACAUCACAGUAAAAAGAACCUCAAAGACGAUCAUCUUGACCAUCUUACAAGCAGACCAUCCGACGAACGGUGGGUACCCCCGUCAAUGUUACAGGAUCACAAUCAACAACGGCAUCAUCAGCAACAACCUCCAACUACAAUGAACGAUAAUCGUACGAUGCAUCAACAGCAGCCUCCGAGUUGCAUGGAAGCGGCGGCGGCCUUGCUCAACAGUCAAGCUUCCUCUGGCAAUCAGAAGCAUCUAAGCUCUCAAGUGUCCGGACUAUUUGAUGCUAUGGUACAACAGCAGACCAAUCAUCACCAACACGGUCAACUCGACGACAUCAAUCACCUGCACGGGUUGGACUUUAUGCAGACUAUCAAAGGUGUUGCGAAUCAGAACGAAACUACCUCACUAAUAUUCGAUCUUCAGCAACAAGCCCAACAGCAGCAGCAGCAGCAACAACAACAACCACAACAUCCUCAACGUCGGUGGAAUGACUUGGUACCAAACCAGAAGAAGCACGAAUGUUCUGUUAUGCAGGAGAAGGAAAACAUGCUUCUUAAGCAACAGCAACAACAGCACCAUGACCUUAAUGCGAACAAUCAUCGAAACAAGCUCAACGAUCUCAACAACUUCAUGGACAUUCAAAAUCAACUGUCACAAGGUCAACCCCAACAGCAGCAACAACAACAACAACAGCCAAACAACACCAUCAACCCGUUGGAGCAGUUCAACUUCAAUGAAACCACACAGUAUCCAGGUGCGGUGGCGCUAUUUCCCCCGGCCAAUGUACAAGUUCCUUUUCCGUCUCCCGGGACGGCCAUGUUCCCACCAAAUUAUGCUUCCAAUUUCCAAUCCGGGAAACAACAGCAACAACCUCAUCAUCCAAUGCUGCCAACGGCAGCUGCUGGUGGCCAACCGCAGCAGCAGCAGCAACAAUCGCAGAAUGCUCCUCAACAGCCGCAACAAUCGCAGUCUGUACUUGGUGGUGGUGGUAAACCAGACGACAUGGUAGUGCCGAAUAGUUUGUGUGGCGCCACCUUCACGUCAACGUCACACAACAUCGCCCUAACGGAGGCGAUAGUGUCGCCACCUACACCUCAACAGCAGAAACAACCAAUGACUCCACAGAUGGCGGCAGCGUCUCCACUGGCAAACAUGGUUUCUCCUGCCAAUCAACAACAGCAACCAACACCGGAGCAUAAUUUCAUGAUGAAUCAUUCGCCAGGCAUGAUGGGACCACACACUCCGCAAAUGCAACAGCAACGAACACCCCAGCAGGAUAGUUCCGGUAUGCUGCAAUCCAUGGACCAGAGUGCUUCUAAGAAGUCGCCUACAAAAUCUUCACGGUCUUCCUCUCGGAUACAGCAAAAUCAAGUCCACGAAGCGACGGCCCUUGGGCACAUGAAGUCACCGGCCAACAUCAGUCCCGGAAAAAGUCCGAAAACUCUCGAUCCGAAGCAGCAGCAAUCGCAGCUGUCGCAGCCAUCCUCAGUGGUUGGUGGGAAGCUUAUCGGAAAGCCCGAAGGCAGUGCUAAGCGAGGUCCGCGUGGCCCAAGAACCAACAGCCAAAGUCAACGGGGCGGUGCUGCUGCCAAAGGUAAAAACGGUCGACAGUCUCGUGGUGGUCGACAACAGAUCUCCUUCAUUCCUCAGUUACCUCAUAACGACUACGAUUUUGUAGGAGGUACCAUACACAACAAGCUCAUCGGAACCGUCUACGAUCCGGACUUUGAUGACGAUCUUGCAUGCAACAGCAUGGAGAAGCUUCGUGAUAUGCGCGACCGCCGUCGAUCAAUCGAUUGUCGCAUGCAGGAUUCGUAUCGAGCAUCGCGUGAACCGUCCAAAUCGCCUAAAUUUCCAAAUCUCAAUCUGUAUUCGUCUCAGAACACUACCCUUGGCGGUAGUAACAAACAGAACCGAUCAUCGUUCACUCCGACAUCUAUGCAGUCGAGUUUGGGUUCCGGAAUGGUUCCGGGUGCGGAUAUCAGCGUAACGCAACCGAGUGUCUCAACGCGGCUUCAGGAUAUGGUUCAAACCGUACUACCCGGACCGGUGGAUAUGCGAACGUACAACAGUGGGUUCGACUCUUCGGCGGCCAAUACGGACGCGUUCAACAAUCAUUUGCUAGGAGCUUUCGCCAGUGGAACGGCCGAUCAAACGCUAGUCGACAUCGAUGAAGACAUGGAAAAUGAACUGCAGUCGGCGUUGAAGGCCAGCAAUAACAAAGUGGACAAAACGCUGGCUUCUGCAGCGGUGACCCUGUCGGCGGUAUCGACCGAAUCUUCGAGUACGACGACAACCCUGACUAAUUCAGCAGCUGCUGCUCCGGCAGCAGUAUUGACGGUGGGAUCCAGCUUGGUGGAACCCGUUGAACUGCCUCAGGAAGAGACGAAUGAUUCGGAUAGCAUCAUAACGACGAAGGUGUCACUGUCCGACUCCAGGAACAUCAUGAAGUUGAAGAUCAAGGGACCACUAGCGCAAAUGGAUAAUAGUUCAUCCUCAUCGACGGCAACGCUACAGCAGUCCAGUGUAAUGGAUCCUAGCUUGGCGGCACCCAUUAUGUCGACUCCCAUGAUCGGCGCCGGUGUCGGAUCAUCGAACUUGCGGCGAAUGCGAAAGAAGGAACUGCUACGACAGUACUGGACCCAGGACAUGAAUCACGACGAUCAAACCGGUCUGCAAGCCGUAGACCAGAUUCCGACAUUGUCUUUAACAACGUCAAUCAGCAGGACUGUUGGCAUACCGAAGGCAGUGGAUUCCUUGUGUUCGAUCCCCACAAAGGACGACUACAAGGACUACGGCGGAGUAGACUUCAAGAAGCGGAAGAAGCUCUCGUCCAAUAUGUCGCGAGAACUGCGUGGCCUAGUACCUACGGAGCAUGAAAUCAUGGAAAGGCGAAGAAGCGUCGGAUCAACGGGAAGCAACGGAUCGAACAGCAAUCUGGCCGCAGAUGUUUCACCGGUGGUGAAACGAAGAUCCAGAACCAACCGAACCAGCACAGUGGUGACAGCUGUGAAUCAGCCGCAGGCGGCUCCAAAACUAAAAAUCAAAAUCGGUUCGGACGUAGUGGAAGCUUCCGGAUACAGUGAUCGCAUUCGACCACCCAAGAAGCGGCUGGCUUCCACCUUGCCUCCGCCCAGUUUGGAGGAUCUUCGUCGCGAUGCGAUGAUGUAUGCCGAGCAAAUGAUGUUCGAUGAUGAGGAUGAGGGCCGGAAGUCCAAAAAGCACAAAAACAAAGACAAAGAACGCGACCGAGAGCACAAAAAGCGCAAAAAGGAAAAGAAGCACAAGAAGGAAAAGGGCGAAAAGGUGGACAAGGUAGAAAUCAUCAACAAAUCGGAUGACGCUCCGCGGAUUGUGAUACGAUUGGGAGUGAAGAAACCGCCGGUAGCGGAUGAACUGAUGAAUGCUACGAUACCGGACCCAACCCGGGGUGGACUUAACUCUCCGGAGGUAGAUCCACUGGCACUGGAUCCGCCAGAGCUGGAUAACGAGAACAGCAACUCUAGCGGUAGUGGCAUCACCAAGCCGCUGAUUACACCGAUCCGGCUUAAACUCGCGCGGAAUUCUGUCGGUGGAGGAUACGUCAUGUCAUCGAAGAACAAGGAUUCGUCGGAUAAGGCAGCCGUGUCGGCAUGUGAAGAAACCAAAACCCUUAACAUCGUGGUUCCGAAGUUGGACAUUCCGAUGAGCAAGGAAAUGAUCGACUUGUGUGCUACCAAUGUGCCGAGUGCAACAAAACCUAGUUCAGAUACAACUUCGGCCUCCACCGAAAAACCCUCUUUGUCUAGGACGGCCUCUCCUUCAGUGUCUGACCCAGGGGCAUCAGUCGACAACAGGUUGUCCGAUUUGAACAAAUCCCUCGGAAUGGACCUCGGUGCAAUGUCUUCGUCAUAUUCCUCUUCCACAUCGUCUACCGCCGCCGCCACCAUGUCUUUCAACAAUUGUCUUGCUACUAGUGCUAGUGGAACGGCUACCGUUGGUGCGUUCAGUUCUUUUGGGCCAUCAGCGCCGUUGGUAGGCCAGCAAUCGCAACAACCGCAGUCAUCGCAGCAAUCGCAACAACAUAGUGAACUCAACGCCACCGGUGGUGGUAAGGACUGCGAAGUUAGAUGACGGUUAGUGUAAAUAUGUUCGUGUAAAUGUUUCAUUGUUGUGCUUGUCGCGUCAUCCCAGUCACACACACACAGUCAUCAAGUCAAAAAUUGUGAAUAGUUUGUUUUUUUUUGUUUUGUCUCACUGUUGGUACUAUAUAUAUAAUUGAGAAUAUUUUGUUUUACCGCGUAUUGGUCGUGUAUAGGUAUAUAGUUGUCUUUGAAAGAGACGUCCAGCGAAAAAAAAGAAGAACGGCUUAACAAAAAAGAAAAUGUGAAAAGGGAAAUAUUUUCCCGACCCCCGAUCACUUUAAAGUGUAUUUUUCAUAGCUUUUCGAACACACAUCUACUUCCUGUUUUCUGUGAGAGAGAUGAUGGUACAUAAAGUUUAUUCUGUUUUAGAAGUUUAUUAUUAUUAUUUUUGUAUAGGCUAUAGGAGAAACCAUUUGUUCAAAUGCAAACACAACUUAACCGGUUAAGGAACACAUGCAAUAGCAAAAGCUAAACACACACACAAACUCUCAGUCCUUUCAAACAAUAGGCGCAUCGGAGUUGUUUCAUGUUUUCGAUCAUUGUUUUGGAUUAAGUGGUAUUUAUGGUUCUCUAUAGGGAUGCAUAUUUAGAUUCCUAAUUAAAGGUGUUUAAAAAAAUGUGUAAAUUAAUUAGGCCACCCUAAGGUUCAUUUAAAUUUGCCUAUAGUUCAACUAAAUUUAUACCCUAAUUGCCUCCAUAGUCCAUAUUAUCCAAUUGAGCUAUACAGGAAUCCUGUAUAAAUUCUUUCCAGUAUUUCUUUCACAAGUUUUCUCGCUAUUACUCCAAGAGUUUAUCGCAGAAUUUUUCCCGGACUUCGUUCUGCGUUUCAUCCAAAGAAAUAUUAGUGGAAUUUUCCCAGGAUUUGACUCGGGAUUUCUACAGGAGUUUCUCUUAGGAUAUUUUUUAGAUGUCGUCACGGAAUUUCUCUCAAGUUUUGUAUUGAAUAUUUUUCCACGAUUCCUUCCGGAACAGAUUUCCCAUAAAGUUCUUUUAGAUAUAUCUUCCAGAUUUUCUAUACGUAUUAUUUUAUUUAUUUGGAAUUUCUGCUACAGUUCUCCAAGGUUUUUUUUUAGGAUUUUUUGUUGACUUUUCUGCAGGAAUUCCUCCAGAGGUUGUUUCUGUAUUGCUCUCGGAGUUUUUCACGGAAUUUGUUCCGAAAUUUCGAAUGUAAUUCCUUUAAGAACUUCCCGUAAGAUUUCUUCUAUAGUUUCUACAGGAGCUUCACCCGGGAUAUUUCUGAAAGUUCUCGCGGAAUUGCUCUUGAAGUUUCCCCGGAGAUAUCUUUCAAAUUUUCCACCGGGAGUUAUCUUAGAAGAUUCUUUCCAUUGUUGCUCCUGGGAUGCCUCUCCGAGUUUUUGAUAAUUCAUCCUGGAUUUCCUCCGGAGUUUCUUCUGGAGUUCCUUUUUGAAAAUUUGCAGGAGCUUUUGCUGAUAUGUUUUAUAGAGUUCUUCCUGUAAUUUCUUUCAGAGGGGUUUCAAAGGUUUUAUUCUAAGUUUCCAGGAUGCAGUGAUUCACCUCAGAUUCAUUUAGAGAAUUUCCAUAAAUUACACUAACAGUUGCUUCCGGAGUUUGUACAGGGACUUCUCUUAAAAGACUCCAUCCGGUGUUGCUUUCGGGUUUUCUUUUAGAAUUCUUAGGAUUUAUCCUAGAUUUCCUCCCAAGAUUUUUUCCGGGAUUUCUUCAGGAGUUCCGUUUGGGAUACUACGAGAGCCUUUACUGAUAUAUGUAAUACAGUUCCUCCCGCAAUUUCUUUCAUGAGUUUUUUUCGGGAUACUCUCUGGGACAACCUACGAAAUUCCUGGAGAAAUGUCGGAACACAUCCAGGAGAAAACUAGCGAAAAACUCCGACAAAACCUAUUUAGACAUCUCGAGAAGAACUUCGGAAGUAAUCCUGAACACUAAUACAUUUCGGAAAAAUGUUCUGGGAGUAAUUCCGGAACGAAAUAUUAGGGAAAUUCCAGAAGACAAAUCGCGGAAUCUCUAGAAGAACUUCUGCAGGAAUCACGCAAAAACCCUGAUAGAAACAUUUGAAAAGCCAUUCCGGAAAAGCACUAGGAGAAAUUCCCGAAGCAUCCUUAAAUACAUUUUUGGAGGAUCCUCAAACUUUUGGGAAGCACUCCGAUAGAAAUCCCGAAAGAAACACCGGAAAAAUCACGGAAGGAACUUUGGGAGCAAAUCCGGGGAAAAAACUUCUGGAUUGAAUCGUGGAAGAAACUUCUGAAUAAAUUCAGUAAAAAAAUGUUUGCCUAAUACUUAGUUCAAUUAAUAACCCAAGAAACCCAAGAGGAAUCGCUGGUCGAAUUCUGUGAGAAGCUUCGAAAGCGGUAGAGAUCCAAGGAAGAGUCCCGGGAGCAAUUCAAGGAAAACUCUCGUGUACACACAAAAUUUUUUGAAAUGCUUCCAGCACAAAAAAAAACAGCAAAACAAAUUGCUGAAUUUCAGCAACAUUUUUGCUGAAUUUCAGCACAACGUUGCUGAUCAACUGUCAAAAUUGCUGGAUGGUUCAGCAAGUUGAAAAAUAAUUGGAAUUAAUCCAGGAAUUCGAUUUCAGGAAAAACCUCGACCUAGAAGAUACUGCCGAAGGAUUUGUAAUAGAUUUUUAAACGCUUCAGAAGGAACUGCUGGAGAUAUCUUAAAUAUAACUCCUGCACUGCCGUUCUACGCUCGAUUUUCCCAUGUUAUAUGGGAUUCCCAUAUGGGACAAUCGGGCGUAGAACGGCAGUGCAGGAUUUAGACAAAAACUUCAAGAGCGUUCAAUAAGGGAGAUCCUGUAGGAUUCAGACAAGAAACUUGUGGCAAAGUUCCUAAAGGAACUUCUGAAGAAUUUUCACAAGGAGCUCCUGGAUGAAAUCCAGAAAAAACUUCUCGAGGAUUCCCAGAAAAACCUCCUGCAAAAUGUCCAGAAUGAGCUCCAAUAGGAUUUUCAAAAAGAGUUCCGGAAAGAUUUCCAGCAGAAACUCCUGAAAGAUUUCCAGCAGAAACUCCUGAAAGAUUCCUAGGACAAAGCCUUGAAGGAUUCCCCACAAAAAAGCUGGAGAAUUCUAAGUAGGAACUUCUGUAGGAUUUCCAGAAGACAUUCUUGGAAGAUCCCUAGACGAAAUCCUGGAAAGAUUUCCAGUGGGAAUUCUUGGAUGAAGUUUUCUAGGAACUCCGAGUAGGAAACUCUGGAACUUCUGGAUGAAUUUCAGAAGAAUUUCUGGAGCAAUUUUAGAAAAAAAAAACAAAAAGUUUCCUCAAAUGCUUCUGAAGAAACCCCCAGAGGAAUCGCUUGAGGAAUUUCAGAAGAUCUGGGUAAAUCUAACAAGAAUGAAUUUCAAUCCCCGUAGAAACUGCAGGAGAAGUUUGAAAUGUUAUUUCUCUAAAGAACUUCAAAAUAAUUCUCCUGGAUCUCCUGGAAGAAUCAAAAGUAGGGUAGAAAUAUACUUCGUCAUAUGCGCUAAUUCCCGUCAUAUUAGACGGAAAAUAGGCAAUAAUUACAGAUAUUCCGACUUACAUUUGCCAAUGGCUUAUCAGAUGGGAGCAAAAAGAUGUAGACUAUCAAUAACCAGCCCCUAUAGCACUGGAAAUCGAAUAAUUCGGCAAAAUUUCACGUUUCAAUUUCACAUCACUCACGAGUUGACAUUUUUACUCGUUUUACAAAACUUCUCCAUCCCCGUUCACCUUCCCAGUAGUCACGAAUGGCGAAAGAAAGUUCUGUAGAAUUUCCAGUAGGAACUUCUGCAGAAUUUCCAGAAGACACAUAGGGAAUUUUCCCAGAAUAAUUCCUAAAAGGAUUCCCAGUGGGAAUUCUUGGAGGAUUUACAGAAUGAAGUAUUCUUUGAAGAAACCAUCGGAGGAUACCCAGUAGGAAACUCUGGAGGAACCACGAAAGAAACUUCUGGAGGAAUCUCAGGAGAAUGUCUUUCAGGAAAAAAAAACUUUAAAUUUCCUUAGGUUAUACUUCAAAAACCCUAGAGGAACUGUUUGAGGAUGCUCCCGUAAAUUUCAGCUGGAGAUUCCCUCAUGAAUUUCUUUUGGAGGUUCUUCCAGGAGUUCCUGCUGGGAUCCUUCCAGAAACGCUUUCGGAGAAUUUCAGUAUGGGUUCCUAAUGCUGAUUCCCUUAUAAAGUCCUUCUGGGGAUUACUCUAGAAAUUCCAUCUGAGGAUUACUUCAGGAUUUUUUUCUGGGGAUUCUUCCAUGAUCCUUUAUCGAUUCAUUCUACGAAAUUCUCCAACAAUUCCUUCAGAAGCUGCUUUUGGGACUCCAACAAUAUUUUAGUCUGGGAGUAUUCCGAAAAUUCCUUCUAGGAAUUAAUCCAGGAAUUCGAUGUACGGGAAAACCUCUCACCAAAAAUAUACUCCUGGAGGGUUUCUAAAAAACUACUGGAAGAUUCCCAUAAGAAACAAGAGAACAAAAAUCAGAAGGAACUGCUGAAGCAAUUUCAAAAAGAGCUCUUUCAGGAUUCAGACAACAACUUCUAGAUCGCUCCGGUUUCUGAGGAACUUCUGAAGAAUUCUCACAAGGAGCUCCUGGAAGAUUUUCAAAAGAAACUUCUAUAGGAUACCCAGAAAAGCCCCCUGCAAAGUAUCCAGAAUGGAUCCCAAAAUGAUUUCCAGCAAGAGUUCAGCAGAAACUCCUGAAAGAUUCCCAGAACAAAUCCUUGAAGGAUUCUCAGAAGAAAGUUCUGGAGAGUUCCCAGUAGGAACUUCUGCAGAAUUCCCGAAAGUCACUUAAGAUUCUCAGAAGAAAUCCUGGAAGGAUUUGCAGAAUGAAGUAUUAACUCCAAGAAGUAUUAAGUAUUGAAGGAACUCUUGGAGGAUACCCAUUAGGAAACUCUGGAGGAACCCCAAAAUGAACUUCUGGAGGAAUCUCAGAAGUAUGUCUGGAUUAAUUCCAGAAAAAAAGCAUAACAUUGCCUUAGGUACCUCUAAAGAAAACUCUAGAGGAAAUGCUUGAAGAAUUUCUGAAGGAACAUCUGAGUGAAUUUAACAAGAAUGAAUUCCAAUCCCCGUAGAAACUGCAGAAGUAUAAAAAGCGAUUUCCUUAAGGAACUUCUGGAUGAUUUACAGAUGGAACUUCUGAAGGAUUCCUCGAAAAUUUCCAGAAAGAACUCCCAAGAGAAUUCCCAGUGGAGGAUUUACAGAAGAAACUUCUGGAAGAUUCCCAACUAGAAACUCCUGGAGGAUUCCUAAAAUGAAGGAUUAUUAGAAGGAACAUUUCAUUUUUAAAUUCCUCAUAGAGUUUCUACAAGGAUUCCUUCAGGAUGUCCCACCCAGGGUUUUUUUUUAUCAGAAGUAAGGUAGACAUCUACUUCGUCAUAUGCGCUAAUUCCCGUCAUAUCAAACGGACAAUUUCUUGACAAACUUCCCAAAUUUGAGAGUUUCUGCUUUCUCAGUUGCUCCGGAACAUCAAACUCUUGCUGAGCGGCGAGGAAGAGUAGCCCCGGAAGUUUGCCUUGACACAUAAUGAGACAAUGAGACUUCAAUGAUGAGAGAGUUGAAAAUCAAUUCGCGACGUUGUUGGGUAACGCCAUUUUUUCAUUUUUCGAAAAACUGACAGCGAUAAAGAACAGUGGAAACACUCUAAAACUACUUCUACCUAAAUUUUCAAGAAAAAAAUACUCAAUAAGUAUUUUUUUUUUCGAUUCGUGCUUUGGCAAAUGCUGUUCAAAUGAAUUAACAAUCUCAUUGCAACAAAUCUAAUGUUACAUCCUGGCAAUCAGGCACAGCCCGACAAUCCGUACUUUUUCGGAAACAUGAAUAAACUCUGAUCAACACACAUACAGCUGUACAUAGUCAAUCAGGAGAAUUUUAAUUGUAGCAUAACCACAAGAAACAAAAUAUUUAAACCACAAAAAUAGGAGUAGAAAACUUUAAAGUUUAAUAAAACAAACUUAGUUAAACAAAUAACAAUAUACAACAAAAAAGCAAAAUGAAACAAAAAAAAACAAAAAUCGAAAGUCUAAAACUGGCAUGCAAAACAAAAACCCGUAUCCCAAUAGCAAAGGAAAAUAGAAAACAGCAAAAACCGUUUCAAAUUUUUACACACACCAACCGAGAGCAGAACAAUCUUGUUUAAAACUUGUUGAGACAUCAUGUCAAAAACCAUACACAAGGAAAGUGCAUCAAAUAAUCUAUAGGUAAAAAAGAAAGUAGUAUAGCAAAAGAAAAAAAAAAACAAAAAAGGAAACUGAAUAAAAAAGAAGUUAGGAAUCGCGCGAUAGAAACAAAUGUGAAACAAAAAAAAACAACAGAAACAAAUGUGUAUGAAUAACCAAUCGAUCUCGAAUGAAGACGUUGCCGUUUACCUAAUGAUACGCGUGUGGUUUGCGUGCGAGCGAGAUUGCGAUAGCGGGAGUGUAAGCGUGUGUUGUUGUUGUAGUGGUGCCGCCUCCGCCGGUCGGGCUCAGUGUGUGUGCGUGUGCGUGCGUGGCUGUGCUUGUAUAGGUGUGGAAUAAAACAAACAAUGAGAUUGUAGAUGACUUCCUCCUUGUGGGAACAACUCUCCCUUCACCGUAGCAACACUGUGUAAAUAGUUUUCAUCAUCAAUCAAGGGUUAUACUUAAGGGGGAGAGAGAUUGUUGCCCGAACCGACCCGUGCGCGCCGAGUGGUUCCGCCCCUCCGGUGUACCGCCUCCUGCUCCUCCUCAUCCUCCCCAUUCACUAGGCCCCGACCCCCAAAGGGGAAAUUGCUCCACUAUAGCUGAACUAAGCGGGGAAUCCACUGUGUAAAUAAACCAUAAUUUGGGAACUGUGUAAAGCUGCUGCUAGUUUUAAGGAACUUGUUUUUAUAUACAUGUAAAACAGUACGCAACAGGAAUUCAUUCAUCUGUUGAACCUAUGUGCAUGAUGUACAGUUAUAGUAGUGAAAAAGUGGGAAAAGGGAAGAUAGGGUUAAACGACCCCACACAACAGUAGCUAAAAUGAAUUAUAAGAAGGAAUCCUCCUUGUAAUACAAUGAUAUGGAGUAUACAUAACAAUUGUGACAAUGAAGCUAGCGAAUGAAAGUAGGUACUUUUAGUUGCUAUUAGUAUUAAUUUUUGUGUCGUACCGAUUACUAUUUUUCGUGUCCAAUAAGCUAUUUAAUUUAUUUAUGAAAAAAUCCCCUCCUUUGCAAGAUAAGAUUAGGUAUGUAGACACUGAAAAUACAGCUAUUGUAAUAAAAGUUAGUGGUCUCUGGAAGGAAUCACACAAACACAAAGUUCCCUUUUCAAUUCAAAAGAAAAGGGAACGCCACAAGUUGACUAUUUUAAAGAGGACAGCGAUGGCUAAAUGAAUCGUAACUAUAAAUGUAUUAUAUCUUUAAAACAGAAAAAAAAGUUAGAUGAUAACGAACGUGCGGCUGCGCACGUGGAAACAAAACAGAAACAGUAGUUGAAUUAAGGAAGUAACAUGAUUAAAAAAAAAGAUAACGCAAACAUUAUCUUCGAGCACGGCUGCACAGGCAGCGAAAGAAAACACAAGUAAUAUAAAGAGAAAGGUAAUUUGUGAAUAUGAGUAAAAAUUCUCUCUUAGUUUCUUAGAACACGUACACUACCCGUCAUAAGUACGGACUCACAAAAAGUAUUGCAACAAUAUUGCAUCACCCUGACUCACCUCGAUAUCUCCAAAACCUGAGGACUUACAAAGAUGCUGUCUUCAGGAAAGUUAUUCAGAAGACCAAAAGCAACAACUUUCCUGAAGGCGGCAUUUUUGUAGGUGUUCUGGUUUUAGAGAUAUCGAGGUGAGUCAGGGUGAUGCAAUAUUGUUGCAAUACUUUUUGUGAGUCCGUACUUAUGACGGGUAGUGUAAAUGUCAGAUAUCAUGUAACAAAACAUUAUUAUUAAAAACCUGGAGAAUUCAACAUAGAGAACGUGAAGAGCAGGGCGAGAGAAGAAAUCCAUUGAGAAAAACGCAAUAUAUUUUUAUUUUUAUUUUAUAUUUAAUUUCAUUUAAAUCUCUGUAAAUUAUGGAAAAUUUACGACAAAAAUCAAUAUAAAUAAAUUAUUCUUAAAAAUACAUAAUUGAAAAAUAAUAAUUAAACAA
Molecule: messenger RNA, 16645 nt
Organism: Aedes albopictus (Asian tiger mosquito)
Lineage: Eukaryota; Metazoa; Arthropoda; Insecta; Diptera; Culicidae
Product: PHD finger protein rhinoceros-like
Exons: 1
Source: RefSeq, a predicted model, not a curated record